This is a messenger RNA of Archocentrus centrarchus (flier cichlid), 1066 nucleotides long. It is a transcript of the gene psmd10, whose product is annotated as proteasome 26S subunit, non-ATPase 10. Bases 101 to 781 code for a protein of 226 amino acids. The transcript has 5 exons. The record is from RefSeq and is a predicted model, not a curated record. NCBI's taxonomy places the organism in Eukaryota, Metazoa, Chordata, Actinopteri, Cichliformes, Cichlidae. Gene Ontology annotation, molecular function: protein binding.
AUUUCCUGAGUCAUUGCUGCCGCUGUUUAUUAAACGAAAUAACUAGAGUAUCUUCAGUAGGUUGCAAUACAUUUACCUGGGCAUUUAGCUAUAUUUCAGAAUGGACGGGUCGGUGUCCAAUGUAGAGGUGUGUAACUUUGCUUACACGGGACAGUUUGAGAAAUUAAAACAGUGCAUCCUGUCAGAUAAAACGCUCGCCUGCAAAACAGAUCAGGACCGUAGAACCGCACUGCACUGGGCUUGCUCUGCUGGACACACCGAUAUUGUGGAGUUUCUUCUUGACCUGGGAGUUGAAGUGAAUCUGCAAGAUGAUGCCUCAUGGACCCCUCUGCACAUUGCAGCAUCUGCAGGCAGAGCAGAUAUAGUGAGAGCUUUGAUAUCCAAAGGAGCUCAGCUGAACUCGGUUAAUCAGAAUGGAUGCACCCCUCUGCAUUAUGCCGCCUCCAAAGACAGAUAUGAGAUUGCCCUGUUGCUCCUGGAAAAUGGAGCAGACCCCAAUGCUACUGACAAGUUGGAGUCGACACCUCUUCACAGAGCAUCCGCCAAGGGCAACUACCGGCUCAUCCAGCUGCUUCUCAAACAGAGCGCAUCGACCAACAUCCAGGACUCACAGGGCAAUACACCUCUCCACCUCGCAUGCGACGAGGAACGAGUGGAAGCAGCCAAGCUGCUGGUGGAACACGGGGCCAGCAUUUACAUUGAGAACAAGGAGGAGAAGACCCCACUCCAGAUAGCAAAGGGCGGCCUGGGCAACAUACUUCGUCGGAUCGUGGAGGGAUGAUGCUUUGUCUGACACGCGUCUUGUUCCGGCUGAAAUCCCCACAAACUGCCAAGUUAUUCCAGUCAGUCCUCCUUAAGCGAUCUGGUGUGGAAGACUGGUGGAAGAUGAGAAGGUGGACUCUGAUGUUGCUUUGAAACAGCGCAGAUCUUAUUUGUUGGAUCAGAAACCCUGUCUCUGAGUGCAGGUUUUCAAACCCCGCAGGCAAUUUUUUUUUUUUUCUAUGAGAUUUAAAUUGUAAAUGUAAAACAUGAAGUUCAACCUGUUAAUAAAUUUGUUGUACAUGAA